AUGGCCCAGGCUCUGGACUUGGUCCCCUGGCCCCAGGAUGCCAGCCCUAUCUAUGCAGCGCCCGGAGUCCUAAUUCCCCUGGAGCCCAAGAAGAUCAUGUUGGCUGGCGUGAAGGACCACCUCUACCACCCCUGCUUGCCCACGCUGAGGCGCAUGGACAUGGACACCGUUGCCAACAGGCUCACAGAUGAGCACUCCAGGACAACCACCUCUUGCUCCAAAGAGGAUUUUCAGAACGCGACCUUCACCCUGGCCGGAGUGCCCAGCGAGCGCCUCCCCUCCCUGGGCAUGACGGAGCUGGGCAAGUCGCUGACCGCCAGGUACCGAGCGGGGAAGAUGGCUCCGCUGCUGCCCAGCACCAACCAGGAGGAGUGGCCCAGCUACACGCGCGCCAUGGAGGACUGGUCCCGCUUCGUCUCAGCCGCGGGGGAGUUCAAGCUCCCGAGCCUGAAUCGCAAAGUUCUUGGGUUCAGCUGUUAUGCUGUGAGAUACUUAAAACCAGACGUCACACAAACCUGGAGGUAUUGCCUCAAUCAGAAUCCGAGCCUGGAUCGAUAUGGACCAAAGCCCCUCCCUUACAACACCGUGAAUACCUACAGGAGCUUUGGAACAGCCCACAGCCGCUCUCACUACCUGGAGCCCUGGCGCUAGGGAGUGGGUCACGGAAGAGGGGCCGAGACACCAGGCGGAUGCCUGCCUGCCUGCCUGCCUGCCGCUUUCGAACAUCCACAAAUAAUAAAAGCUGUUAGCUGCCUCAGGAGAGGAGGCGGCCAGGAAGGGCAUCUCCUGGGCAGGCAAAUCCUCUUUUCAGCUUUGUGCUUUGAGUUUAGGGGAAGCAGACCGAGAAGAGGAAAAGCCUCCCUGCCGUUCUCUGGGGCUUUCCCUUUGCG
Candoia aspera is the source of this 890-nucleotide messenger RNA. It is a transcript of the gene SPMIP8, whose product is annotated as sperm microtubule inner protein 8. The transcript has 7 exons. Lineage: Eukaryota; Metazoa; Chordata; Lepidosauria; Squamata; Candoiidae. Bases 1 to 651 code for a protein of 216 amino acids. The record is from RefSeq and is a predicted model, not a curated record.